AGCCAACCUGUGUGACAGGUGCAACGGAGAGAGACACAGGGGAGGGACACACCUGCGGGACUGGCCAAACAACAACCAUGUUCCCCUGCUGAGCAGAGAGAGGGCUGGGUGUUUGGCCCUUUAAUCCAGGAUGUCUAGAUCCUGGAACACAUAGAUCUCAUCUACUGCUGCCACUGCUGCUGUCUCUCUCGGCUCACUCGCUGACACUCGCUUGGGGCUGAUUACAGACAACACCCCCCUAUCCAUGGAAAAUGGACUCUGCCAGGCCUGACAUGUUGAUGGGGUCCCUGUUUGAGCAGACCGAGGAACUAUUCCACUCGGAGGGGUUUCCGGGGUCCGAACACGGCAACUUCCCCCUGUCUGAGCUUCAGUUUCCAGCGGAGAAGAUGUAUGAGGAAUGGCCAGUAAGGGGCCCCAUGGGCCUGAGUGAGAGGGAAGACACAGAUGAAUUCCUACAGAUGAUGAUUAACCCCAAUGAGGUUUAUAGCAGUGGAGCUGCUGCUGCUGAAUCUCCAGAGAGCGACAGUGGAUUCUCAGACGACCCUCGGCCAGACACCCCCAUGCAGAGUGAGAGCAGCCCCCCACUGCCCCAGCCCACCCCUGUGUAUGAACUGGUUUAUGACAUCGGUUCCCUGGAGGAAAGGAAGUUACAGAAUGACAUGAGCAGCGUCAUAUCAAUACAAUUAGCCGACGACUGGAAUUCUGCCCCUUUGCUGAUCCCCGAGAGCUGUAUAGUGAACACCCUGUCCCCUGCGUGUAAAUCUACCCCAUUGCCCAUCCGAGUGACCCCAUCGGAUCUGAUCGCUGUAGAAGCCCUAUACCCAGAGCUCCACCUGACCGAGGAGGAAAAGAGGCUCCUGUCCCAGGAAGGGGUGGCACUGCCCAAUAACCUGCCUCUUACCAAGGCUGAGGAACGGAUCCUGAAGAAGGUGAGGAGGAAGAUCCGGAACAAGCAGUCGGCACAGGACAGCCGGAGGCGCAAGAAGGAGUAUAUCGACGGACUGGAAAGCAGGGUGGCCGCCUGCUCGGUUCAGAAUCAGGAGCUGCACAAGAAGGUGGUGGAGUUGGAGAAACACAACAUAUCUCUGAUCACUCAGCUCCGCAAGCUCCAGACCCUCAUCAAACAAACGUCCAACAAAGCGGCGCAGACUGGCACUUGUGUCCUGAUCCUCCUCUUCUCUCUGGCGCUGUUGGUCUUCCCCAGUUUCAGCCCCUUUCGCUCCGGGCCCAACGUUAGCCCAGAAGACAGUUACCGGCCCAGCGGAGUCAUAUCCCGUAACAUUCUCAACAAAGGAGGAUUUUCCGAGGUCGCCGACUCCCUAGCGCCUCCUGAUGCCCCUCCCCACGUUAAUCCGCUGGAAGAGAGAGACAGUGGCCGCCAUGUUGCUCCUCCGGCCAAUCCCCAACCAGAGGAAACAGAACAGGAAAGUAACAGAGCUGGAGCGGCUCCAGAGGAUAAAGGGGUUCCUAUCGGACUGAAGACCGACGUCUUAGCCCCAAAAGGGGAGCCCCCCGCCAAUGACUUGUCAAAAUCCGCACGGACGGACGAGAUGUGAAAACAGACAGACAGCUGCUAGUGAUGUAAAGAGGCACGAGAAGAGGGGCUCCAUGAAUAGGGGUGUCACCUUUAAAUUAACUGUUAGUAGGAUGUACAGAGGGAUAUUCUGAGACAAUUUGCAAUUGGUCUUCAUUUUUUAUUAUUUGUGGUUUUAGACCUAUUUGGCUUUUUAUUCAGCAGCUCUCCAGUUUCAGCCAUUGGUUGCUAGGGUCCGAAUUCCCCUAGCAACCGUGCACUGAUUUGAAUAAGAGACUGGGAUAUGAAUAGGAGAGGCCUGAAUAGAAAGAUAAGUGAUAAAAAGUAGCAAUAACAAUAAAUGUGUCGCCUUAUAGAGCAUGUUUUUUUAGAUGGGGUCAGUGACCCCCCAUUUGUAAGCCGGAAAGAGUCAAAAGAAAAAGGCAAGUAAUGAAAAAGAUAUAAAAAAAAAAUCAAGACCAAUUGAAAGGUUGCUUAGAAUUAGCAAUUCUAUAACACUGAGAUUGAAUUUAAAGGUGAAGCCCCUGCUUGGCAAUUCAAUUAGGUGCAUGCUGCAGACUGUACUGAGUUCCUUACACCCACACGGGAUGUAGUUAAAUUCAUUGCUGAUUGGCUGGGAAUGGAGGCGGAACCUCUACAAAUAAAUAAGGGGCAUGAGGGCACCCACACACAAUACACUGCUGCUGAUUUAUCAUUCAUAUGCUUUAUUCUGUACACACGGGCAAAUAAUCAUGGGAUUAAUGGCUGCUGUCUCACCCCUUUAAAUCUGGCCAAGAAAUGCUACAUCUGCCAUAGGCCUAAGAAAUUCAUUUAUAUGCGGUCUUCAUGGCUGCACAGAAACCAGCGCAGUCUGCAGUGUGCACCUUAAAUAAAUCCUAAUGAGCCAAGAAGGAUGUAUAUUCCCUGAUGUCCAGGUAUGUGUGAGGUGCUACUCACACUCACACUCAGCACCUCUACUCUCUGCCUCUUUCAUUCCACAGCAUCCUCACCUGAUACUCCCUGAUAUUCAGAGACUCUUAUUCUAUAAUAUUUAUAAUGAGAAUAACUUUAUAUUGUUAUUAUUUGGGCUGAAAAGGGUUAAUAAAAUGCAUUUAGUUUGUA
Molecule: messenger RNA, 2635 nt
Organism: Xenopus laevis (African clawed frog)
Lineage: Eukaryota; Metazoa; Chordata; Amphibia; Anura; Pipidae
Gene: creb3l4.S
Product: cAMP responsive element binding protein 3-like 4 S homeolog
Exons: 10
Coding region: 252-1556 (434 amino acids)
Biological process (GO): regulation of transcription by RNA polymerase II; regulation of DNA-templated transcription
Cellular component (GO): endoplasmic reticulum membrane; nucleus
Molecular function (GO): sequence-specific DNA binding; RNA polymerase II cis-regulatory region sequence-specific DNA binding; DNA-binding transcription factor activity, RNA polymerase II-specific
Source: RefSeq, a predicted model, not a curated record